AAGGCGGCAUUGACUGUAACCUGACUCCACCACUUUCUGAGAGUUGCCGGCCAGUUUGGCGCAUCCUGCAGUGUAGUCGCACCACAGACAACAGUGUUUCUCUCGGUUUUACACCAGAAUUCACGCUUUCUUUGUCAUUUUUAACGGGCCUGAACUGCGUGAGAUCUACACAAGUGUAGGCAGGGCCUCAGGGCGACGAGCUGUGCGGCAGGGUGCGCAAGGAACGCCGAGGACAAGGUUGGAGAGCUCCGGUGGAUUUUAGCCUGUUGUGGUCAAUGUUUCGGGCCGACUGUGAUCGUUCCAUUGAUUGAGGCAUUCCAGUCUUUGCGCGGUUUUCUUCAGGAGUUCGCUAAGAUUUCCUCAAGGAUUUUCCGGGAGCCUGGCUAUUUUUGCGGUGACAUUCUAAAGGAAAUCGGAGGAUAUUUGAGCUGAAGUUCUCGAGUAAAAUCAGGAAGGCUUGCGUGCAAGGGACGAGCAACCCGCAGACGAGAAAGGAUUUCUUCAAUUUCCUUUACUGUUGGUGUUGUCACGCUGUCUGAACUCUUACGGCUUCCCUCCUACCCUCCGGAAUUUCGCCUGGAAUUCUCUCCAAAAAAACUGACAUGGGACACUGGAAUACCACCAGCAUUUCCAACAGUUAAAGAUGCUACUUUGAGAUUAUUUUUGCCACUUUUGAGACAUUUAAUACCACUAAGAAACAAUGUUGCGAAAAAGUUGCGGGUUGUGGACUUGUUGUUCCGAUUGUUUGCGGACUAUUGCGGUUGUGUGUUUCUUCCUAACGGUGGUGCUGUCCCAGAAAAACACCAACAACAGCGUACUAGUUCUUGACCUUCUGAAGACACUGGAUGUGACCUCUGACAUGGACGGGAUAUCCUCCACCUCUGGUAGCAGACCAGGCCAGUCCGGCUGGCGUUUCCACUCCACGGUCAAGGAGCUCUCUCUCCCGGCCUCCGAGGUCACCAGGCUUGCAUCAAAGCCCUGCCAGGCUCUGGGGUUCAUCUUCACCGCCAGGCAGUCCAAAAACUCGGAAGGAGUCCUGCUCUCAAUCUUCUCGCCAUCUCUUGAGGAGAACAACGAAGAAGGAGGGACGUUUCUCGAGAUCGGUUCGGACCUGACGCGAAACCACCUGAGGCUGACGUACAGAACGUUGGGCACGCUGACCGUCAUACACGAGAUUUUCAGACCGUCGCCGUUCCGCGACGUGUCCAAGUGGACGCAGCUGGCGGUCCAUGUUGGUGUGGACUCAGUCCGGGUGUAUGUGGAUUGCCAGGACGUGAUUGAGAGGCCACUCAUUCCGAGCUGUCGCGUGAAGAUGCCCAAGGACAGCACAGUGUACUUCUCGCAGAACUUCGAACGCGAGAAAUUCACAGGUUACUGGCAGGAGGCCAAGAUGGUGAUCAACGGUUUCCAGGGGCGACCGUGGUACUGUUUCCAAGAUUACUACAAUGUGACUGCAGCUGUGGAGGAGGCCAACAAGGAGCUGCAGGUGCUGCGGGAAUCUGCUGCAGGCUCGCCUCUCAGGAUACAAGACCCGGAUGUCCAGUCCCAGGGCUUCCCUGUGGCAGUGUCAGGUCAGAACCAGGACAUCACCGGGGAGAGGGUGUCCAAACUGGAGCGGACCAUCGAUGGACUCACCCUCAUGAUCAACAUGAUGAAGCAACAGCAAGCAGACCUUCUGCGGCGGAUUGCAGCCCGUGAACAGUGUGCGUGUAACCAGGAGCUGAGACAGUGUGUGUUUGAUGGAGACAGCCACGAGCACGGGGAACAGUGGCAGACUAACCCCUGUGCCAUGUGCACCUGUGAGGAUGGACAAGUGGUCUGCUCUAUCCCUAAGGACAGACCAGAAUGCUUUGACCCCUGCACUCAGUCCCCAUGUCUGAACAACGGGCGAUGUGUACGGGAGCGAGACUCGGUCAACUUCACCUGCGCGUGCCCGCCGACCCACGCGGGCCCGCGGUGUCAGUACGAACUGAACGUGUGCGUACAACAUGUGGCGCCGGGAGAGUGUAAACGCUCCAUCCCACGAUUCUUCUACAACCUGUACGACCAGAAGUGCCAACCCUUCAUCUUCUCUGGUUGUAACGGGAAUGGUAACAACUUUAAGACCCUGCAGGACUGCCAGAGUCGGUGUGUGAUCGGAGCCUGCUGCCAUCGGACCUACGGCAGGACCAACCGGCCAGACGUCACCAUCAACAAGGGCUUCGUGGUGCUGCAGCAGGGGGUCACAUGUCAGGUCCGUGACCUAAAUGAGUGUCGCAGGUUAGAGGUCAUGGGUCCAGGUGACAAUGUGAGGAGAGAGGUCGUGGCCUUCCAGCCAGGUCAACAGUGUGAACCUGACACAUGCAGGACUCCUCCAGGUUGUGUGGUAAUUGGAACAAGAAGAUUCUACCGGGCAGGAACGACCUUCAAACAUGGCUGCCAGCAGUGCACCUGUGAGCCUAACGGGAACAUAGACUGCAGGUGUGUGCAGAUGACAGUUAGGAAGGAGAUCAGGGACAUGACCAGCGAAGAAAUGAAGCGCUUCCACGAAGCCGUUCAAGAACUGAAGGAUUCUGGUCCCCGUAACGCCUGGGACGAGUUUCGCGACCUCUACAUGCACCACAUCUCUGAAGCAAAAGGUGGCGCUUCUUUCUUGCCCUGGAAUCGUCUGUUCCUUCGCAGGGUGGAGCAAAAGCUUCAGGAGCUUGACUGCGGUGUUGUCUUGCCCUACUUCGACUUCACCACAGACGUUGGAAACUUUGCCGAGGCGAUCAUUUGGCAGGCCAACUAUUUUGGAGGGAACGGUAAGGGCGCUUGCGUCCCAGACAACCCAUUCGAGGGAUCGCAGUCCUGGCGACCGUGUUUGGUCCGUGAUUUCAACCUCACCGUCCAACUCCCGACCAUGGUGGAUAUGCUGCUUGCCAUCAGCAGUAACGACUACGAAACCAUGCGCAGCUGUCUGGAAACGUACGCUGCAUAUGUCAACCUCUUUGUCGGCGGCGAUAUGAAAUCCGUGGCAAGCCCAUACGAUCCAGUCUACUUUGCAAUCUACUCUUACAUUGACUUUCUGUACUGGAGGUGGCAAAACAAGCCGGGGAACAGGCCAGACAAUUACCCAGAGUUUCUCAAGGAGGUUCCGAUGUACCCCUUCCAUGUUAGACCCGAGGAUGUCUUAAACAUCGAGUCCCAGCUCUGUUAUACCUACAGGCUUCCUUCCAUUGGUACACCGUGUAACAACACUGAUGCUGCCACCAUAUUUGGACAGGAUGGGUUCAAUGAACUCGGGUUUAACAGACAAGGGUUUGACAGGAAUGGAUUUGAUGUGUAUGGAUUCAACUUGCAGGGAUAUGACCGCAGGGGUAGGCCGGACUCUAGAAAUUUCUACAGUGCAGACGGGUACGACCAGUUAGGAUAUGACAGAAGUGGCUACGACAGACUGGGGUAUAACCAAUAUGGAUACAACAAACAAGGGUUUAACAGAGAUGGGUUUGAUAACUCUGGUUAUGAUCGUAAUGGCUUUGAUCGCUAUGGUUACGACCGUGACGGAUACGAUAACCGUGGAUACAAUCGUCAAGGUUACAACCGCCAAGGGGAACAGGACCAGAGUGAAUAUUAUGGACCAGAAGGAUUCUGUGAUGCCUGCUAUGAUGUCAGUGGUUUAACAAGAAGUGGUUAUGACAGGUACGGGUACAACCUGCGAGGCUACAACCAGCAGAACUGUAACUACUCCUACGGUGGACCUCAUGUCACCUCCCUACUGUACCGUGUGCAGGACCGACUGUACCAACAGAACAAGAACUUCCUGAUGACGAUUGAGCGGACCUGUGUGGAGCUCCAGCCCCUGCCCGUCACCUGGUACGAGCAGAACUGGAUCCAGGAUCGCAAGGACGUGACUCAGAUGGUCCCAGUCAGGAUCUCCCAGUACCCGGGAUCACACUGGGCCGACAGAUUCUGUUUCAAGGUUGACAACUUCAUCUCAGCCUGCCCCUGUGACACGGAGUAUGUGAUCUGCCGACGGAACCCCUGCGCCGGGCUGACCUGCGCAGCCUUCCCCCAGGCAGACUGUCGGGUGGACUUCUGUGGAACCUGCACCGCUGUCUGGUUUGUGGGCAACAGGAUCGUCAACUGUGAUGGCUGCUCACAGAAUGGAGAGGAACAUGGGGAAGGGUCGUCAUGGCAACCGGAACCCUGCCAGUCCUGCACCUGCCAGAUGGGCCGUGUUCUGUGUGCGCCCAUCAUCUGCCCCCCUCCCCGCUGUAGGAACCCCGUCUCUGUCCCAGGGGAGUGCUGCCCUUCCCCGGCCUGUACUGACUGUGAGUACAAGAACAAAGUGUACAAUGAUGGAACAGAGUUUAUAGAUCAGGUGGACGUGUGCCAGACUUGCACCUGUCAGAGAGGGAAUGUGGAGUGUGCGAGGAUGUUUUGCCCCCAGCCGCAGUGCUCCAACCCAAUCCCACAGCCUGGAAAGUGUUGUCCUGUCUGUCCACAAGAGUUGAACUGUGGAGACCACAGUAAUGGUGACAGAUGGCAGCAAGACCCCUGCACCACCUGUACAUGUCUGUCAGGUGUUGAGGACUGUGUGACCCAGAGGUGCCCUCCUGCUCCAUGUCAGUAUCCCAGAAUUCCUGCUGGCAGGUGCUGCCCAGAGUGCAAAGGUUGUGAGUAUGAGGGCAGGAAACUGAGGAAUGGGCAGAUCUUUGAUGCCGACCGAUGCACCAGCUGCACCUGUCUGAGGGGUCAGGUGGAGUGCCGCAGGAGGGAAUGUCCUGUCCUGCUGUGCCAGGAACAGUACACACCCCCUGGGGACUGCUGUCCUCGCUGUGAAGGAGGUUGUGAGUAUGAGAUGAUGACAUUUGAUGAUGGCACCUACUUCACUCCUAUGUCCAACCCCUGCCUCAACUGUUCCUGUCUGCAAGGCCUGGUGAGAUGUAACCCCGUCCCCUGCCCUCCUGCUCCGUGUGCUAACCCAGUCAAGCCCCUGGGAAGGUGCUGCCCCAUCUGUCCUGCCUGCACCCACGACGGUGCAGCAUACAGCGAGGGACAGACAUGGAGAACACCAGACAACUGUCAGGAGUGCAGCUGCAGGGGUGGUAGUGUGAACUGUGCUAACCUGCAGGUGUGCAGACAAACCUGUCCACAUGGAGUCAGGACACCUGGCACCUGCUGCUCACCUUGUACAGAUUGCUUCUAUGAAGGCCAGUCCAUCAGGAAUGGGAUGACAUUUGUGGCACAGGGAGACCUCUGUAACCAGUGCAGGUGCUCUUAUGGAGUUGUCCAGUGCGUCCGUGAGCAGUGCCAGCCUGUCAAUUGUGUGGAUGUAGAAGUGCCCCCUGGCAGCUGCUGCCCUGUCUGCAGAGGUUGUGUGGACAGUUAUGGCCAGCGUCACGUGUCUGGAGCCCAGUUUAGGUCACCCGAGGACAGAUGUCAACUUUGCACCUGCACAGAGGGUUCUAUCGUGUGCAGACGUGAGGCCUGCCAGGUGCGGUGUGAUAACCCUGUCCAGCGGCCAGGCCAGUGCUGCGCCUCGUGUGACGGGUGUACGUACCAGGGGGUGGAGUACAGGAACGGUGCUCCCGUGGACAAACAGGACCCAUGCACACGCUGUAUCUGUCAGAAUGGAGAUAUCAUUUGCAACACUGUAAGAUGUGCUGCUACACCGUGUGCCAAUCCCAUAGUUCCACCUGGGGAAUGCUGCCCUGUGUGCGGAGAAUGUACCUACGAUGGACAGACCUAUCCCUCAGGAGAAACCUUUGUCGCUCCCCGCAACCCCUGCUUAAGAUGCACUUGCAGGCGAGGUGAGCUGGAUUGUGACCGGCUGGACCUGGAGUGCCGUCCCCAGUGUACCAGCCCCGGCAGGCUGCCUGAUGUCUGCUGUCCUGUCUGUGACAUUUGUGAGUAUGAGAGAAGAAACUACAGAAACGGUGCAAGGUUCAGGCCCCCUGGAGCUGAUGUCUGUACAGAAUGCAGCUGUCUGAACGGGAAUGUGCGCUGCAGUGUGAUUGAGUGUCAGCCUGUCAACUGUGCCAACCCUACCACUAAACCUGACGAGUGCUGUCCUGCCUGCCAAGCUUGUUUUGUUAAUGGCCGUGAGUACGCAGAGGGCCAGACCUUCCGUUCACCCAAUGAUCCGUGUGCAGACUGUGUCUGUACGGGUGGCCGAGCCCAGUGCGAGAAGCGAUCCUGUAAUAACGUUGUCCAGUGCACCCACCCUGUGACCGAGGCCGGACAGUGUUGUCCUGUCUGUACGGACUGUUUGUUUGACCAGAGGAGGUUCACAAACGGCCAGAGGUUCCAAAACCCCUCCAACCCCUGCCAGACAUGCUACUGUGAGAGUGGUAAUGUACGAUGUGACACAACCUACUGCCAGCCUCCAAACUGUUUCAACCCAGUUAGGAAAGAUGGACAGUGCUGUCCAGAGUGCCCUGAGGAGCCAUGUCUGUUUGAGAACCAGAACUAUAACCAUGCACAGCAGUUUACCCACCCCACCCAGCCCUGUACACUGUGUGCCUGUAACAAUGGGGAAGUUACCUGUCAAGCCCAGCCCUGUCCCUCGGUACCGUGCAGACAGCCUGCCAUAGAGAGGUGUUGUGGUACCUGUGAAGGCUGCACCUACCAGGGCCAGCAGUACAGGAACGGUGCAGAGUUUGCUCACCCUACAGACAGGUGCAGGGUCUGCUCUUGCAGGAAUGGGAAUGUAAUGUGUAUCCGUCGGCCCUGCCCUCCACUGGAGUGUCCAAACCCAGUUAGAGUUCCAGGAAAAUGCUGUCCUGAAUGUCCAGAUAUGAGGCAGCCCUGCACCUAUGGCGGAGACACGUUUGAAGACGGGGAACGUUUCACCAACCCUGGUGAUACGUGUCAGGACUGUGUGUGCCGGCGUGGCCAGGUGACCUGUAACCGCAUGCCCUGCCCCUCCGUCACGUGUCCCUACCCGGUCAGGGGAGAGUGCUGUCAGAGCUGCAAUGGCUGUUUCUACAGCAGCCGUGGCUACACCAAUGGCCAGGAGUUCACUGACCCCGUGGACAAGUGUAGCAACUGUAUCUGUCAGAAUGGCUAUGUCCAGUGUGCCCCAGUGGCCUGCCCUCCCUCCAGCUGUCCUUACCCAGAGAAAAAUGACGACCAAUGCUGCCCUGUCUGUAGAGGCUGUGAGUAUGACAAUCGUCUGUACACCAGUGGACAGACAUUUGCUGACACCAGGGACCCAUGUAGAGAGUGUACAUGUGUUAGUGGAGAUGUGAGAUGUGUGAAGAAGACCUGUCCCCCAUCAUUCUGCACCCAUCCUUCCUCUGAAGGAAACUGUGGCUGCCCUUCGUGUGAAGCCUGUAUGUAUGGAGGAGUGCGCUAUGCCAACAGACAGGAGUUCCCAGACCCAUCUGACCCCUGCAGAGACUGCAUGUGCAGUGCUGGCAAUGUGAACUGCCAGCAGAGAUACUGUCCCAACCCCGGCUGUACCCACCCUGCCCAGGGGGAGUGCUGUCCCAAGUGUGGGGACUGUCAGUACCAGGGACAGCAGUACAGCAACAGAGAGACCUUCCCUGACCCUAGGAACCCCUGUCAGCAGUGCACAUGUACAGCUGGUAAUGUGGUGUGCAUGCCCAGGAUGUGCCCCCCUCCCACCUGUACCCAUCCUGAGGAGGGGCUAUGUGGCUGUAUGGAGUGUAAUGGCUGCCAGUACCAAGGUGUGACCUACCUGAGUGGAGCCUCCUUUAAGCACCCCCGUGACCCCUGUCAGACCUGUAGAUGCGCCAGCGGAACGGUCAACUGUCAGAAACCAUCUGUCGCCCAGCCGCCUGCCCCAAGAUGUAAGUACAGUGGGAAGAACUAUGCCAAUGGUGCUACCUUUGAAGAUCCUAACAAUGACUGCAACACCUGCAGCUGUGUGAAUGGCCAGGUGAGCUGCAACAGGAAACAGUGUGUGAAGCAGUGCGACCAUCCCGAGGGCAUCGAUGGGUGCUGUCCCAGGUGUGAGGGCUGCCGGUAUGAGCAGACCAACUACAGGAAUGGUGAGACGUUCAGCCCAGUUGGAGACCCAUGUGAGGAGUGUAUCUGUACUGAAGGGACCGUGAACUGUGGGAGGACCAUCUGUCCCCGGGCUGCCUGUCCCAACCCCAUCACACAGCCUGGACAGUGCUGUCCUGAAUGCCAAGAAUGCACACACAGCGGACGGAGGUACUAUGAUGGACAGACUUUCGUCAACCCGCUGGACCCUUGUGAGGAGUGCAGAUGUGUAGGUACGACGGUGAUGUGCAGCCGGCCCACCCAGUGUGCAUCCUGCUCCAACCCUGUCUCCAUCCCAGGCCAGUGCUGCCCCUCCUGUCAGCAGUGCUCGUUCGAAGGUCAGGUGUACAACAACGGCCAGGCCUUCAACCCGGACGCCUGUAGGGAGUGCAGCUGUGCGAAUGGGAAUGUGCAGUGCAUCUCCCAGUCGUGCCCUCCCCUGAGUUGCCCUCCUAACCAGCAGGUGCAGGAGCCGGGGGCCUGCUGUAAGAAGUGUCUGGGUUGUUUCCAUGAUGGUCAGCAAUACCAGGACGGCCACUCCUGGGUUGAUCCCAUCAACCCCUGCAUGUCGUGCCAGUGUAGACAGGGCAUCACCACGUGUGCAGAAAUCCGCUGUAUCACACCCUGCGCCAACACCAUGAGUGUGCCCGGACAGUGCUGCCCUGUCUGCAGUGGCUGCAUGUACAACAACAGAACAUACCAGGAGGGUGAGACGUUCAACCCUAACGGAGACCCGUGCGACCAGUGUACAUGUGAGGAUGGGAACAUGCGAUGUCUGCGCUACAGCUGUGAAAACCUGGACUCCUGUCCUCCCACCCUCAUCAGGGACCCCCGGCCUGGAGAAUGCUGCCCUGUGUGUCUUGGUGAAGGUGGUCUCCUCCCGCUGAUGAACUGCACUGCUGACACUGUCGGUAACAAUAUGAGACUGUAUGAGGACCCUUGCUACAAGUGUAUGUGUGAGGAGGCUAAUGCGUUGGUGUGUGUGCGUGAGGUGUGCCCCAACCUGAACUGUCCUCUAGGAGAACAGUACACCAGCCAGGGAGAGUGCUGUCCUGGUUGUGACAGAUGCUUCAUCGGACCGACCAACCAGAUCGUGCUUGACGGGGAGUCGUACACCGACCCUAACGAGCCGUGCGUGGCGUGCACCUGUAACCGUGGGGUGGUCACCUGUAAGGUGGAGGAGUGUCUCCCUCUCACCUGUAUGGAUGGGCUCAUGAACUUCCAACCUCCGGAUAGAUGCUGUGAGGAGUGCAGAGAUGAAGCCAUGCCCUGUAUGUACCUGGGUGAAUCCAAGCUGCCAGAUGAGGAGUGGCUGAUUGAUGAGUGCACCAUGUGCUCCUGUGUAGGAGGGGAGGUCAUGUGUAUGACGGAGAGAUGCCCACCGACACACUGUGAAUCAGACGAGACCCCCACCCUCUCACCCGGCAUGUGCUGUCCAAGGUGUAUGCCAAGACCAGCCACUUGUACAACAUUUGGCGACCCUCACUACCGCACAUUUGAUGGGAAGAUGAUCCACUUCCAGGGCACCUGUGUGUACACCCUGGCAGCUGACUGUGAUGGCGGAGACUUCGAAGUGCUGGUUCAGAACGAUGACAGAGGUGCAUUUGGGGCUGUCUCAUGGACUCAAGAGUCCAAGAUUAAGCUGAAGGGUGUGGAGAUUGAGCUUCUUCAGAAGUGGGUGGUCAAGGUGAAUGGAUUAGAGGUGAACCUGCCCUAUCUGAGAGAUCCGGUGCUGUUUAUAGAGAAGAGUGGCUCAACCAUCUUAGUCAACACAGAGAUCGGACUCAAGGUCCUGUGGAAUGGCCACAGCUAUUUAGAAGUCAGUGUUCCGGGCACCUACAAGAGAAAAACCUGUGGACUGUGUGGAAACUUCAACAACUUCCCUCAAGAUGACAUGCGCUUACGUAACGGACAGAUCACAAACUCUGCUUCCGUAUUUGGGAACAGUUGGAAGGUUGACACCCCAGGCAGCCCACCCUGCGAGGACUCAGAAGACUUGGACCCCUGUGUCAAGGCGGGCUACAGGGCUCGUAAGGAGGCUAAUGCCAAAUGCCUGGUGCUAAAGUCAGACAAAUUCAUGCCUUGUCACAGGGUGAUAAACCCAGAGAUGUACUUUGCGUCCUGUGUGUAUGACCUGUGUGCGUGCGGCUCUAAUGAUCAGUGUCUGUGUGAUGCCCUGGGUGCUUACGCUGCAGAAUGUUCAGCAGCUGGGGUCAUACUGAACUGGAGAUCCCCGUCCAUGUGUGCUAUUGGCUGCCCAUCGGAGAGAGGACUCAUGUUUGACGAGUGUGGGCCGAUAUGCCCCAGAACGUGUGCCAACAAGCACACCGUAUUAGGGGACGUCCCUACGCCAUGUUUCAAACCCUGCAUCCCCAGCUGUCAGUGUCCCGCGGGACAGGUGUUAUGGGACAACCAAUGUGUCACACCCGGACAAUGUCCGGAUACCGGUUUAUAUAAUAUCUUUAGGUGAUAGAAUAUAUUUUUAUUUAGGUGAUAAGAUGUAGUAAAAUACCAGGGAAAUGCCAUGUUAUCCUUUUUACACAUUCAUCGGCUGCUUGCUUGUCUAUAGCCUGAGUACCAACCUUGGUAGUGACCGUUGACUCAAUCCUUUCGCUUGCUAACCACGCAGCAAGCAAAAAGAUUGAGCCAGCGGUCAAUACAGAGAAUGGUACUCAGGCUAACUUGGCUAAUCUCCAAGCAAAUGUGUCAGUCAGGCUUGUUUUGAGCAUAUUUGUAUGUUUUUCAGGAGGUGCAUGGUAUUUACAGACACCUGUGCCAGUUGGGUGUUUGUAAAAAAAAGUAUACACCUUUAGAAGUAGUACGUUCAAAUAUACUCAAAAGAAGCCUUACUGCCAUAUCUGCUUGGAGAUUAUCACUUGUCCAUCUUACAAUGAAAAUGACAAAAAUUGUACUAAAAACAAAAUUCUUACCCCUGACUAGAUUCUCUGAAUGUAUGGUCAAUAAUAGCAUCCAAUAUUUGGACAAGAUAUGAAAAAACAUAAAAAAACAUAAAUGUAAAAGUGUAUUUGUUCAAGACGUACGACAAUCUGAGAUGGAACACUUCAAAUACCAUUCUUAGAGUCCAUUUGUGGGCUUUAUUGUAUGAUACGAUAGUAAAAUGUCAUAGUCAAACAUAUCGUGAUGUAUUGUAGAUUCCAUCAAAUAGAGAGAUGCACAUGUAACCAAAAAUAAGUCACAUUUUGUACUUCAUCUCUCUCUUUUGUACAUAGUUCAUUCCAAUAUACAACAUUCAUGCCUAACAUGAUAUGUUAUGUACAGUUGAUAAUUAAUAUUUUCAAUAUUAUUGAUACUAAUGCCUAGAGCCCUUUCAGAAAUAUGGUGUAUCUUGCAGUGGUAUAGAAUAGCCUGAAUUCUUUUUAAAGCCUGAUCAAGUAUGGAUAGUUCUGCCACAAGCUGAGCUUGAGGUGGUGCAAGUAGCUAUAUAGUAUAACCAAAACCUGCUAAGGUAGGUAUCUGGUACCAACCUUUAGCUCUAUUGGAUACUGGGUUAGGUAGCAUUGCAAAGGUUAAACAAAGCCGUUUGUCGCAGAAAUAGGAGCUGAAACGUAAGAGAUUGCCUUCAAAAUUUGAAGUGACUGUGUGAUAUGGAGUAUGGCAACUGUCAUGACUACCUCAGUAUCUCAAGCCAUAUCUAGUGUUGGAAGACGCUUAGUUACAAUUCAGAAUCAUGAUGCUCAUGACUUUUAAGGUAUAUGUACAGAUGAACUUCAUGCUUGUCUCAAAAAAGCCAUAUCUGUGUAUCAGAUACUCUGCACCAUUCCCAACGUAUGUUCAAACACUCAUAUAGCUUUAUGGUCAUUUUUUAUAUACAGUUAAAACUGCCUACUUAGUAAUAAGACCACUUAGGAGACCAAUAACAUCUGUAUGUGAACUUGUGGUCACUAUAGACAAAAUUUGUCACAACUGCCAGCUGGUCCUUACGCAGAUGUGGUCAUUUGUACAGGUUUGACUGUAGUACCAGUUUGCUUUGUAUUUUGUUUGGUGCUUUAACCUUAACACAUUUGGUGCUUUUACUUAAUGUACUACAAUUUUACAAAGUCAAGAACAUUCAUGGUGCCAGGUUAGGUAAGAUAAGGUGUUACUAUGCAAAGUUCCAGAACAGGGAUACGGUUUUGUGACAAUAUUCCAAACAUAUGUUGAAGUUAAUCAUAUAUAUUAUGCCAAGGUCAUCCAUAUUCAGACCAAAGACUGUUCUCAUAUUUUUGCUACACCAAUACAAUCAUUUGU
Molecule: messenger RNA, 12222 nt
Organism: Branchiostoma floridae (Florida lancelet)
Lineage: Eukaryota; Metazoa; Chordata; Leptocardii; Amphioxiformes; Branchiostomatidae
Product: kielin/chordin-like protein
Exons: 70
Coding region: 701-10444 (3247 amino acids)
Cellular component (GO): extracellular region
Molecular function (GO): oxidoreductase activity; protein binding; serine-type endopeptidase inhibitor activity
Source: RefSeq, a predicted model, not a curated record